This is a messenger RNA of Esox lucius (northern pike), 2093 nucleotides long. RefSeq names its product chromosome 23 C18orf54 homolog (gene c23h18orf54). The coding region runs from base 126 to 1877 and encodes 583 amino acids. The transcript is spliced from 8 exons. The record is from RefSeq and is a predicted model, not a curated record. Lineage: Eukaryota; Metazoa; Chordata; Actinopteri; Esociformes; Esocidae.
AGAUACCGUAAAAGCAGCAGAGAGGGCUUGUAGCCACUGUGAAACGCAUGGACUAUUUCCGGUUGGCCAAUACGUUUACGGUUGGGUUUGUUUGCCACGGAACCAACCAAAUAAGCAGUUAACUGAUGCGUACCGAAUUACUUCCGGUCAAGAUGACGUUAUCUUCUCCAGAAUCAACCGUAACUUCUCUGUUGGCAAGCUCUGGACAUCUGAGAAGCAGUCUAUGUGACCGCGACCUGUCUCUCACCGGCAUCAGAUACCGAGAUCGGGACUAUGAAUCAGCGACUGAGGCACUGGAAGCCUACAUUGCAGACUUUGACAGAAACCAGCACACUUCUGAAAGUUUUAUAGGAAGACUUCAACUACAGAAGUGCCCCACUCAGCCCAGAACUGGGUUCAAGAAUAAAGAUGUUCUUAAAGAGAGUCUAACUGAGAGGGAGCUGGACUUCCUGGACCUCCCAGUGGGGUCUAGUCGCUGUGGACAACCGGACCGCCUCAGCUUGACGACCGAUGACCUGCUGGUGCUGCCGUGUGACGGCUCCUUGCCUGUGACCCGUACUUCAGCCUUCCUCGUCCGGUCUGGCUCCUACCCCCAGUCGCCCUGGCAACCUAAGCCUAACUGUGGCUUUGAUAUUAAAUCCUGCCAGCACUACUCUCAUCAUGAGCUCCUCCGAGAUAGUCAAGGUGGACCUGGGAGAACCCAGAAGCUGGAAUCAUCCAACGGCCUUAGAUCCUCAGUGCCCAGAGUGAAGGGCAGCCAUCGACCCCACCCCGAUCUCUACUACCGGAACCCUGCCGGACGCCACGACCGUGGGCCACCCCUGCCAGACUCCUCCCCUCACCACGACUACCCUCGCUGGUUGACCCGUCAGAAGUCAACCAUGGAUUUUUCUGGGAUCACCAGUAUUCCUGAUAUAAAGUACCCCGCCUGGCUCCAGGAGGCCGAUGACAUUUCCUCCUUUGGCCCCACCCAGAAGACAAACCUGUGUAGAAGUCAGCCCCAUACCCUCCCCCCACAGGCACCCCCCCACUCCCCCAGGCUCCCCUCCUGGCUGAACGAGCUGGAGGCUUCUUAUGAAGAGCUACAAGAGGGACAGACAGACCGUGACGGCGGCCAUUUUGAACUGGCCCGUGGGUCUGAGGAUGAUCGGCAACAUUUCUUCAAAAAAGCUGAUCACAGGACGCUGAGAGAGUUGAGACUCCAGUUUGCAGAGCAGCUAGCCAUAGAAGCAGAGGAAGAAAGAAGCACCGACUUUGACAAUCUCUGCAGAAAUGAUAAGAUGGAGUCUCUGAUCUUGAAGGGAGAGAAAGCCAUGACUUCUCCUUCCCUGGGCCUGACCAGCCUGAGGCAGAAAGACACGGGAGGCAGUCCGUGUGGCUCAGAGUACGCCCUGGAGGCUGAUCGCUCCUGGGACAACCCCACCGUAACUAACUCUCCAGUGCCAGUAGGGGGAGCUGAAGACCCACAGAUUUACACAGUGCCACUGCAAGACCGAAAAGAGGCCGCCUCAAGAUCCUGCUCGUCGGGCUACAGCAGUAGGAAACACCCUGGUCCGGUGGAGGCCCUCAAACACAUGCUGUUCAGCCUACAGGCCUUGGAGCAACGGGUCACCCCGGAGAAUAGCUCAACCCAGCAGGAAGUAAUAUUGGAGGGGAGUUCAACACCAUACAAAACACUCGUGUCGGACAACUGCUCAAAACCACAGGCAGAAUCCAGUUUGGAUGACACUAACAUGCUGAUGAAGAUGACAGAGGCACAAGUUGAGGACUAUGAAACCUCUCCCGGUGGACAAUCUUUACAGAGGGCUCUGCAUCACCUGGUGAGACUGAAGACACUUGUUGAAGAUUCUGGGAAAAAGGCACAAUCUCAGGAAUGAAGACCCAUAAAAGACCAGCCUUCAAAAGAGGAAGUGUUGUUGAAAAUUAUUGGUUAAGUUGAAAUUGUCAAAAAAAGCACAAAAAUAUUCAUUUAGUGUGUAUAUACAUACAAUAUAUUAAAAGGUUAAUAUUUUAGGAUUCAUUGUAUCAAAGCCUUGUUCUUCAGUACCUUAUGACCACAUGGCCAUCUCAGAGUGAGGCUUAACAAACAUACU